ACAACUCACACUCCUUAAUUUACUACAAUCAUCAAAAGCUUAUUUAGCAUUUUCACAAUAUGGCUUCAAAGAACAUGACAACAAUCAUGGCUCUCUUCCUCACCUUCAACCUCGUCUUCUUGGGCUUCACCUCAGCCCAACCUGUGUGUCCUCUUAACCAGUCUGAAUUGGGGAUUUGCGUCAACGUACUUGGUCUCAUCUCCAUAACCACCAGCAACGCGGCCCAAUGUUGUUCUAUCUUAGCUGGUCUUAAUAAUGUUUCUCUUGUGUCUGUAUGUGCAUGCGAGGCCGUAAGACUCAAUAUUCUUAAUCUUCUCGGUAUCACCGUCAACCUCAAUUUGAGGCUUAAUGGGCUCCUUGGUCUCUGUCGUUUGCCGGUACAACCUGGCUUCAACUGCCUUUUAUAAGUAAACAACAUGCAGAAUCUUUAUAUGUAUUAGGAUCACUUAAAUAAGCAAACACGUUCCGUAGUAUCGGUUCAUGGUGCAACUAUGUGGUUUUUAAAGUAAUCAUGUCUUUAUCUUAUGUUUGAAAUAAAUAAAACUUGGAUGUUGUUUCACUACCUCUUCGGCUGUUCCAGUACUAUGUUCUUCAAGUUUUGCUGAACUAAAUGCCCACCACACAAAAGAAC
This is a messenger RNA of Arabidopsis thaliana (thale cress), 631 nucleotides long. Its product is annotated as Bifunctional inhibitor/lipid-transfer protein/seed storage 2S albumin superfamily protein. The coding region runs from base 60 to 407 and encodes 115 amino acids. The transcript has a single exon. NCBI's taxonomy places the organism in Eukaryota, Viridiplantae, Streptophyta, Magnoliopsida, Brassicales, Brassicaceae. The record is from RefSeq and is marked reviewed.